This is a messenger RNA of Ceutorhynchus assimilis (cabbage seed weevil), 984 nucleotides long. The record is from the annotation of a GenBank genome assembly. NCBI's taxonomy places the organism in Eukaryota, Metazoa, Arthropoda, Insecta, Coleoptera, Curculionidae.
AUGGACUGUCUAACCCUCACACAGCGAAAAUUAAUUUUUUGCUGCAGUGAAGAGUGUAAAAGGAUUGACCCAAGCGAUAAAGAGGACCAAAUCAAAAAUUUGUCAAAGCAGAAGGCCGAAGCAAAGGAGCAUAAUAAAAAGUGUUCCGAACUUGAAGCUGACAUCAGGGCGAAAGAGGCUGAAAUUGGUGAGCUUAAUACGCAAACUGAUGACUAUUUCGCAACUAUACAAGAAAUGAAAACUUCCAUCGAAACUCUUACUGUGGAAAAUGAGCAGCACAUUUUGGAAAUAAAAGAUCUCAAAAAUGAAAAUUUCAAGCUGAGUCAGGCUCCGACUGCAGUUUUUCAAGAUAACAGAGAUGCGCUCUAUACAAAAUUGUACAACGACCUUUCGGGUGUUUUUAAUGCUAAGUUUUCGGCCCUUGAAGCUCUGGUUAAGCGCUCGUGUUCCAGUAACAGCACUAAUAAUAAUACUGUGACAAAAUGCGCGACAAGCGCCAAUAACAACAAUAUAACCAACAACAAAAAGUUCAACGCACCAACGAGCACCGCAAUGCAUCAAUCAAAUGCCGAAAUGCUUCCAACUAACAGGCGGAACAGUCGUAAAUUCUCGGCAAUCACUAGCACAAAAGCAACAAACAGUGCUGGAAUUUCUGCGGCUGCCAUCCUGCCCAAAACAGCCAUUUUUGUUCGUAAAUUAUCCAAUGACGUUUCCAAGGAUAACUUAAGGUACUUACAUGAUGUAUUUGAUAAUGAGGAAGAGUUCACACUUGGAGAACUUAAUUCAAAAUCUGAAGAUUACAAAUGUUUCAAAAUUGUGGCCAACAACGAUUUAGAAACGUCCAUAUUAGACCCAAAAAAUUGGCCUAUCGAUGUCGAAAUCAAAAAGUUUCAGUUCUUUCGUCACAACAGAAGUAACCACUCUGCAAUUCUUGGUCCGAGAAUCUUUAGACAUAAAGGUCGACUUAACCAACGAAACUACUAA